This is a messenger RNA of Centropristis striata (black sea bass), 2058 nucleotides long. Its product is annotated as transmembrane protein 176B-like. Lineage: Eukaryota; Metazoa; Chordata; Actinopteri; Perciformes; Serranidae. Gene Ontology annotation, cellular component: membrane. Bases 142 to 888 code for a protein of 248 amino acids. The record is from RefSeq and is a predicted model, not a curated record. The transcript has 7 exons.
UCAGGUAACAGGCUGUCAGUUCUCUUCUUCCUCUUCCUGUAACUGCACAGCAACAACACCACCAGGCAGACUUUGACCUAACGUUGGAAGAAUACAAAUCUUUUUUUAUCUUCUGCUCUAACACAAACAGGAGCCAGCAGGAUGUCUGUGACCAUGACCAGGGCUGAGGGGGUCACUGUGUUCACUUUGUCCUCAGACCCCCAAAGUGUUUGUCCUCCACUCUGCCAAAUCCUCAAAGGCCUUUGCUACAGCCCCACAUGCUGCUCUGUGUCUCAGCACCUGAGGAGGGUCCAGGGAUCUUCUCAGUCAGUGCUGGGGGCUAUGCACAUUAUGGUCGGGUUGCUCAACAUAGGCCUCGGAGUGAUCCUCCUUUGCUCUGGCGUUGGCCCUUGGUGGGAAAUAGCAUACACCGGGUUUCCUUUUUGGCUUGGUGGACUGUUUAUAUUAUUUGGCAUCAUGAGCAUUGUGUCUGAGAAGCGCCCCAGUCCAUGUCUGGCCAUCAUCAAUGUGAUCCUGAAUCUAGCAGGAGUUGCUUUUGCCAUUGCAGCCAUCGCGCUCUACAGCAUCAAUUUAUCAAACAUGUGGCUUUGGUGGUCGUGUGAACGUGACAAUUAUGAUUAUGGAUACUACAGACACACUACUGCCGCUUCAUCUCCUGGGGAGGAGUACAUGAAGGAGAAAUGCUUUGAGGGCCAAGAACUGGUUCUGAUGCUUUUGAGAAGCAUGAAUGCUGUGCUGAUUGUGCUGUCCGUCCUGGAGCUCUGCCUCGUCAUCAGCUCCGCCGUCCUGGGGAUCAAGUCUCUGUGUGGCAGUGAGAAGGGAGAGAAGAAGGAGACUGGUGACCCUGAACUCUGCAGCCCACUGCUGAAGGAGGUCACCAAUAAAUGAAUAUGUGCUGUGUGCUGUCAGGUACCAGCUACGAUAAUUCCUGUGCAUUUAUACCAUUGACUCUAUGUACUAAAAUGUCAAUGGUUUAUAUUCCUCAAUGAUUUAAUGUUCAGCUGGUACAAUCUGAUGAAAGCCUGGGUCUUUUCCUACAAGGGUUGCUUGAAAAUAUUUGUACUUAUACUUUUUGCUACGUUGUAUACAUACAAGCUGCUAUACAUUUAAUUCUUUGUUGAUCAAUAGAUAUUUUUUUAACAGCUCCUCUUGAUUAUUGAGUUUCAAUCAAAUCAUGUGCCUUACAGUCAGUGUGUUUGUCAGUAAUCAUGUUUGUGUGAUGGACACGACUGAAAAAAUGAGUUAAAUUACAUUAGACUGACAUAUCUUUUGGUUUGUAUUUCUGCUGUGUACUUUCUAUGAAUGGACUGAGAAAUAGAAUCAGUUUAAUAAGUAGUUGCAUUACUGUAGAUCUAUAUCUAUAUCUAUAUCUAUAUAUAUAUAUAUAUAUAUUUAUAUAUUCUUUUUUUUAUAAAUGCUGUUCUGGGUGAAUUAAAGGUAAAUAAAGUGAAUAAAGUCUAAUCAUGUAAGUCAGUUUACUUACUGGCAGAUAAAGCUAAAAGUUUUAAUGUCUCGUGCAUUUAUCGAUUUCUUUUAGCCGCUUUUUUAGAUUCAACCAUCUAGAUGUUACUAAGUGAACUGCUUUAACCACUUGUCCUUGACCUGUCAGUCCUGGGAUUCGAACCAGUGAUUACAGGCCAGAUUCCUUACCUCUAGGCAUAGACUGUCCACCAAGGUUAUAAUAGUUUUGGAUUUUUCAUUUUUUAAAAUGUUUUACAAAAUUUACUUUUUUAUUUUCCUUGUGAAUUUUUGUUUUCAAAUUCAGUUUGUUUUAAUUAGUUUUUAAAGUGAGUUUGCUAAUUUUUAGUUUAGUCUUUAUUUUUUGAAAUUCUUUAGUUUUAGUUAAAUUUUUAUUAGUUUUAGUUUUUUUGUUGGGUUCGAGAUUCAAAGAAGUCAUAAUAAAUGUUGCCUUUAUUUCCUUUGGUUUAUCCAUCCAGUUCCAGAUGUUUUGAAUGUUGGUUGGAGUGUAGACAUCCCAGUCUCAGUAAACAUAUUUACCAUGUGUUACCAUGUUCACUUACCAGCAGCUUUUUGGUUGGAGCUAAAUAAAUACAUUUC